Molecule: messenger RNA, 737 nt
Organism: Lathyrus oleraceus (garden pea)
Lineage: Eukaryota; Viridiplantae; Streptophyta; Magnoliopsida; Fabales; Fabaceae
Product: ornithine carbamoyltransferase, chloroplastic-like
Exons: 3
Coding region: 75-722 (215 amino acids)
Biological process (GO): L-citrulline biosynthetic process
Cellular component (GO): intracellular membrane-bounded organelle
Molecular function (GO): ornithine carbamoyltransferase activity; amino acid binding
Source: RefSeq, a predicted model, not a curated record
UAAACAACAUUAUUCUCUUGUGUUCGGAGUGUAAUUGAGGAAGCUAAGAAUAAAACAUCCCAAGUAAAGAGAAAAUGGGUGUCAUCACUGCCCACUGUUACUGUUUCACCACCGUUGGAUCACACAAACCCUACCUUUCUCCCUCAUCUCACAAUUUCCGCCAUUCCCCUUCCGUUUCUCUUUCUUCUUCUUCUUCUUCGUCGCCUUCACCACUCAGAAGAAUCUCAUGUCGAACCUCUUCCGCUCCCGCCGCCGAAUCUACUCUCACCGCGAAAGUUGGAAAUGGGUUGAAAGAUUUUAUUCACAUAGAUGAUUUUGACAAGGAAACUAUUUUGAAGAUAUUGGAUCGAGCUAUUGAGGUGAAAACAUUGUUGAAAUCAGGGGACAGGACAUUUCGGCCUUUUGAAGGGAAGACAAUGUCGAUGAUAUUUGCAAAGCCAUCCAUGCGAACAAGGGUUUCAUUUGAGACUGGUUUUUCAUUGUUAGGUGGUCAUGCUAUUUACUUAGGACCCAAUGACAUUCAAAUGGGGAAGCGAGAGGAGACUCGUGAUGUUGCUCGAGUUUUGUCUCGCUAUAACGAUAUCAUUAUGGCCCGUGUUUUUUCUCAUCAGGACAUACUUGAUCUUGCAAAGUAUGCGAGUGUCCCUGUCAUGAAGAAAUCGGCGUCAACGUUGUCAAUACAUAUAUUAGGUAAAUCCGGUCUACUUUGUUUUAUUAAUUAAACAACUUAUGUAUUU